Pseudomassariella vexata is the source of this 1890-nucleotide messenger RNA. RefSeq lists its product as uncharacterized. The record is from RefSeq and is a predicted model, not a curated record. Bases 1 to 1890 code for a protein of 629 amino acids. Lineage: Eukaryota; Fungi; Ascomycota; Sordariomycetes; Amphisphaeriales; Pseudomassariaceae. The transcript has 4 exons. Gene Ontology annotation, biological process: intracellular transport.
AUGGCCAAUAUCGCAUCGAGCGAAUUGUUCAAGAUGAGAAUACCGUCGCCAGACCCUGGUCUGACCGGCGAAGCCCUGACCAAGGCGGUUCCCGACGACCUUAGCCGCAAGGGUACAGUCUACGCAGAUCAAUACCUGGCCGACAAAUGCCCGCCCGAGUUCGAUGAACUCCAACGCAGGCAGUUCUUCUGUAUCCUCGAUUUGCGGCGGCUCAAGCAUGCAGCCAACGCCAUCUUUGCGAAAAAGGAAUGGAAGCUGAACAUUAUGAACUUCGCCAAGGAGUACGAAAAGAGCAGGGGCUUGAUCAUGCUGCGCUACGGUCUGUACGAGUUCAAGAACGUGAAGCCAUCCGCGGAGUUGCUGAAGAGAUGGCGAGCUGCGCAUGGUCUACCAGAACCGGACCCCGAACCUCAGACGACGACCCCAAAGCCCGAUGGUGUUGGCUCAGCCACUGCAGGUACAGGGUCUACGAAGCGCAAGGCCGACGACGAUCUACAGCCCAAAGAUAACACCUUGAUGGCUUCUACCGCCAACCAGAAUAAGAAACGUAACGUGGAGCAGUCUUCGGCCUUUGACAUGCCCAGAUUCGCCCCUACUCCGAUGAAAAGUAAGCGCAAGGCGGAUGAGGCCGAGAAGCCCGAUGAAAACCAACGCAGCAAAUUGCAAAAGCCCACAUCCUCGGCUGCUAAGUCCAAGCUUGAGAGUAUCAUCGAUAAUGUGCAAUCUGGCAGCUCGGCGUCGUCAGGAUCACCACUCAAGCGCACACUAUUUGGUGCCAACUCUGCUGCUUCAAUAUCAACCCAAACACCACUUUUCGGCUUUGGCUCCACACCAGCUACAGGUUCGGCGAAUAUCUUCAGUUAUCUGUCCGAGAGUUCUGCCAACAACAGCGGUAAUGAGAAUGGCGAUGCUGAUGCCGAGACUGAUGACGAAUCUGGUCAUGCGUCGGAACCGGAGAUUGGAAGCCAGGAUGUUGCACCUAGUUAUGAGCCAAGUGCCGCAGCCAGCACGGGAACCAGCACACCUCCCACUCAAGGAGCACCUGGUCUGUUUGCCCCCGGCAAGACCAACAAUACCGAUAGCAUAUCCAGCGCCGCAUCCAAACCGCCAGAAAGUGCAACAAAGGGUGGUCUGUUUGACCGUGUAUCUAUGGGAUCGGACGGUCAGCCUCUACGAGCAACGCCACCCGCCGAAGAACCUCGAGAUCCCGCGCCAGCUGAGCAGAACAAAUCUGUAUUCGGUGGACAACCUAAUGGAUCUUUCACCACGCCGGGUUUCAGUUUCACAUCUGCCACUCCGCCGCAGAAUACACCAAACACUUUUGUAUCGAAGCCCGCAGGCGUCUUCGGCAAUCUCUUGCAAGCAGGCACGUCUACUGGAGCCAGCUCGCCAUUCCCAGCGCCUUCUAGUAUGAAUACUACGCCGGUCAAUGGCACACCCGAACCCCAAACCCAGCAAGGCUAUGACGAUGAAGCACCGCAAGAGCAAAUUUCCCUAAUCAAUGGCGGUCCCGGUGAGGAAGAUGAGACCAUCCUGCACGAAGUGCGCGCCAAAGCCAUUGUGUACAAAGCCGUCAAACCCGACGAGGAUGAUGCUGAUAAGAAGUCGCCCUGGCGCACUCAAGGCAUAGGCCCGCUCCGUGUUCUCAAAAAUAAGACGACGGGCACAGUGCGCAUUUUGCUGCGUGCCGAGCCUAGAGGACACAUUGCGUUGAACAAGACGAUUCUGUCGGAUUACACUUACAAGGCAGACGCCAAGACGUUGAAAAUAACUGCGGCUAGCGAUGACGGGAACUCGCUCGAGACGUGGCUACUGCAAGUCAAAAGGCCCGAGAUGGCGGCCGAGUUGGCUGGGGUCUUGGAGGCGAACAAGGCUGCGAACAAGAAGUAG